Molecule: messenger RNA, 3177 nt
Organism: Durusdinium trenchii
Lineage: Eukaryota; Dinophyceae; Suessiales; Symbiodiniaceae
Source: the annotation of a GenBank genome assembly
UUCGCCGGUCGCCCCUGUUGAGGUGUUGAGGUGGAGAGCACACCAACUGACAUGAAGUCAAGCCUGUUCGCCCGAGAAGAGAUGGCUACCACGAUUUGGUGGGAAGAAGCAAAGCACAUCCUUUGUGGAAGAACACCCAGCUACUGGAUGUUAGGAUUGGUUUAUGGGGUCAGCAUAGGAACUGUUGAGGUAACCCCCGUCGCAAGAAAUAACUUGGCGGCCUUAGGCAUCUGAGAAGGUAGAGAUUGGGGCACUUCUUUUGGGGAAUUUAUAUCAUAUCCAUUGCAACCUUCUUGCAUCAAAAGCAGUAGCAAGAUAUGCCAUGACUUGGUUGUAGUGCUUCCCGCGUUCGAAAACCACUUGGUUGUAUCUCCGUCUUAAGGUGUGGACAGUGGGUUUUCAAGAACGGCAGUGGAGUAGCUCCAUGCAAUGCUGGAUUGAAGCUCAGAAGCAGUCAGAAGCAGGUCUCUCUUGAGAUGCCAUGGAGUUGGGAUGCCUCGUUGCUGGCGGUUUGGCUGAUCUGGAGUGUGAGCAGUGAUCCACUGGCGGAUGCGGGAGAGCAUGGAGACCUCACAAAGGUGACGCAGCCGGUUUACGUCGACAUCGCGAGUGGUCUGGUCUCCGAGUUUCGCACCACGCCAGCGCCGUGGGCGGCGGGGAAUCCGGAGAUGGAGUGGUUGGGCACUGGGAGAUCGGACGCGGCCGGGCGAACGGCCCUGCAUUGGGCUGCACGUUGGGGUGACGUAGAGGUGGUGGAGUGGUUGCUGAGCCAGCAAGGGUCGAAACCUGAGGUGGAAGCGAAGGAUCGAGUGGGCCAAAGGGCACUUCAUUUCGCUGCGAAGUAUGAUCACUUGGAGGUGGUCAAGAGUCUUGUGAACCAAGGAGCGGAUCUAAAUGCUCAAGAUGAGGAUGGCUGGACACCACUGCAUGGGGCUGCUGAAUAUGGCCUCGUGGACGUGGUGAAGUGGCUCCAAAGCCAUGGAGCCGACUCAGAUGUUCAGGAUCGGCGUGGCCGCACAGCUCUUCAUCAUGCAGCCACCACUGGACAGCUGAAAACGGUGCAGUGGCUGAUGAGGCAUGGAGCCAGUGUCCACUUGAAGGAUUGGGAGGGGCUCACUGCGUUGGGGGUGGCGGCCACGGCAGGACGCUGGGAGAUCGUCGAGGUGCUGGCGAAUCGGACGCAGAUGGUUGGGGGAAGGGAGGAUGUGAAUGCUCUGAUGGCCUUCCAGUUGGCGGGCAAGGAAGGUCAGUGGGGUGUCGCUAGAAGAUUGAAGGAUCGUUUGGCUGCUGGUGGCACAGCAGUGGUUCUGAUGGAAGCGAAUGGCAACUGUGGACAGAGACCUGGUCUGGCUGAGCUAAUUUGCUCUCAAAACAAGCUCACGAACUUGAUGCCAGGAUGCCUGCAAGACAUCACCAAGGAGGCAGCCGCAUGUUGGCUACAGCUGGGUGGGAACCCUUUGGCCCACUCCAGUUCGGGCACGCCGUACGUCCUCCUUCUGGGCGACGCUGCGACGAAAGGCUUCUGGCUUCAGCAGGUAGGUUGGACAUCCGCCAUGCUCCACAUCUUCUCCAGUCCGCUCGCCUGGUCUUUGCUCCUCACUGCCCUGGGCCUCUCUGCCGCCCUGCUCCUCCUGCGGGGCCCUCGACCUUGCGACGUCGACGGCGCACCGGACGGCUUCGAGGCGAUGUGCAACGUGGUGAUCUGUGGCGCGUUGGGGCUGUGGAUCGUGCGCUGGGACUGGUGGUUGGGCCUCUGGGUAGUGGUCUUCAUCGGCCCGGCUUUGUGUCGGUGGAAGGGAAAGCUCUUCCAAGAGCCCAUGCUGUUGAUCGCAGCGCGGGGACCUCUACACGUCUUUGGGGCUCUUCUUCGAUUCAUCAGUCUAACGCUGGGGAUCCUGAUUGUCUAUGCCGGCACGCUGGAUAUCCCAACGGCGCAUUACUUCCAGUGCGAGCAGAGGUGGUUGACCUCUGAUCCCAGUGGUUGGGAUCCGCCCUGUUGGCUUUUGGACAGUUCCUUUUUGCAUUGGGCGCAUGAUGUUGGUGCUUGGAUUCCCGUGGUAGGUGCUUGGGUGCCGUUCAUAAAGAUCAACCCUUGGUUCAAAGACAUCAACCGGAAGCUGACUGGCUGGUUGGGGCACCAGCGCUGGGAAUGGGGAUUUGGUUCUAUCUCCGCAGAAGACCUCCUGUGGGCGGCGCUUAUGAUGACGUUUUGCGCGGCAGUCAUCUACAUCUUGAUCUCGAUGAUGUACCUUUGGGUCCACGUGUUCAGCUCUUGUUCAGGCCAAACCAGCACUGACGAGUUGAUGAGGAAGAAUGAGCUUUGGAAGCAGGUGACAGACCUCAUGGAACAAGAGAAGAUACAGCCAGGGCAAAUGAUGCUUCCAGAUGCUCUUGAUCUAGAAGUUGGCUUUGAUGCCAAGAGGCCUUUCAGGAGCUUGUGGGUCAAAGUUGCCCUGAUGUUCCUGGACAUCAUCUUGGAUUUUAACACCAUCUUCCUGUUGCUGGCCUGUGGGAUGUAUCCCUUUGCCUUUGCGAUGACUUUGGUGAUCUCUUACACCAUCAUGCACCAGGUCUUCUUUUGCAAUCUGCUGCAUGUCGUUGAAGCGACACGCCAGAGCGUACAGCGAGGUGUCAUGAGAAACGACUUGGUGACACUCCAUGGAGAGAGAGGCUUCGAAGCCUUCUUUUCGCUUUGUAUCACGUCCUAUAGCCUGGUGUAUUGCGUGAACAGCUUGUUUGAAGCCUUUACACAGCUCUUGAGCCUGACGCUGUCCAUCUACAUGAUCGCCUGGCACCUUGAUGAGCUUUUAGACGAAGACCUGGACGAAGACGCAGAGUUUGAGGUCAUGGAAGGGGAGGAUUCGGAUUCGAUGCCGUCUUUGUCUGACUCCAAUUCAUCUUCGGAAGUGGCAUCGACUCCGGGGACCGAAAGAGGGACUAUCUCAGGCAGAGGGACUAGCUCAGGUGAAGCUGAUGGACCGAUGUGACGCGCGUUUGGACUGGGGCGUCCCACAUGAAAAAAAAGAACAUGCGAGAAAGCUUGCUUCAAGCUGGAGAUCUUUGAUUUGGACUAGGUGAGUUGGUAAACCAUGUCCAAGUAAGAUUAUACUGGCAGGAACAGAUACUGCUGUAGAUCUGAGGUAGAUGUCCCCUUUGGGCAGGCCCGAUGGAUGACCC